Molecule: messenger RNA, 1275 nt
Organism: Daldinia decipiens
Lineage: Eukaryota; Fungi; Ascomycota; Sordariomycetes; Xylariales; Hypoxylaceae
Product: acyl-CoA N-acyltransferase
Exons: 3
Coding region: 126-1073 (315 amino acids)
Cellular component (GO): cytoplasm
Molecular function (GO): aralkylamine N-acetyltransferase activity
Source: RefSeq, a predicted model, not a curated record
AUCAUCUGCACCCCGCCUCGGUCCCUCGUCCCUCGUCCAAUAAAUACUUCCUCUUUAUCUUAGACAUCCCGGACUAUUAUAGCCAAUCGGAGACCAGAAAAAAAGGCUUGACAGAUUGACAAGCAAUGUCGGAAUCUUCCGCCAGACCCGGAGGGGACAGCGACAACCCUGCCGUCGCCGCUACCGACGAGAGUACAGGUACAGGUACAGGUACAGUCACAGGCACAGCAGGCAUAAAGGUGCCGGCCUCUCUGCUUAGAGAAGACGUCGUUGAGAACGCUGUCGACGACUCGGAAGACCUGCCGGAUGAUGACUUUAUAGAAGCAACCCAGACUAAGAACUAUACCCAGCGACACCACCACAACAGGCCCCUAGGCAGACUCGGUCGGGUCCAGGAGCUCGUUCCGUUCCCAUUCCUGCCGAAUGUGCGCCCGCUAACCAUCUCGGACCUUGAGAGCUGUGUCGCACUGGAGGAUGCUGCGUUUGCGGACCCGGCGCAUCGGGCUACGAGGGAGAAGUUUGAGUACCGACUAACAGUAUGUCCAGAGCUAUGUCUCGGUCUCUUCUGUACUGUCGCCCCUGAUAAAACCGAGGGCUUCGAGAUCGACACGUUCCCGACGGCGCAUCCCGUCGAGACAGGUCGCGAAAAUGGCGCUAAAAGUGUUCUGAUGGCGCAUAUCGUGGCGACGCGAUCGCACGACGAAAUUGUGACCGACAAGGCCAUGGACUACCCCCGUGACUUCCGCACUAACAAGCGCAACACAACCGACUUGGGCCAUCAGGAGGCUGGCUGCACCAUCUGCAUCCACUCGUUCGCCGUCCACCCUAAACUCCAGGGCUGCGGCCUCGGAAAGCUCCUCAUGAAGUCGUAUCUUCAGCAGCUCAGGAACUCGGAGUGCGCGCUACGCUGUUCGCUUAUCUGCCGAGACUACCUAGUUACGUUCUAUGAACGAUUCGGCUUCUCACACCUGGGAGAGAGUUCGGCAGGAUUCGGCGGCGGAGGUUGGCACAACAUGUCGCUCAGUAUCACGGGAUUACCCUCUUAUUCGGCGAGACCACAAUCGCGAGGCUAAUUGGCAUUUCGGAGUUUCACUCCUAAUAUUUAAGCCAGACCGGGCGGUAAAUCGGAAUGAGGUGUGAAGUAAGGUGAGGUGAGAUUUGCGUUGAAUUCGUACAAGCAACAGUUUGCGAGUUUUUAUACCCAAUCGCGGAGGAAAGCUACCGGUAAAAGAAAAGAAAAAGGUCGGCAUUUACAUGCGAGGACAGAAACACGAC